UAGUACUUUACUUUCCCUAAAUCUUCAGCUCCAUAAUUUUUUUUUCCAAAUAAAAAUAUUUAUUGAUACCAAAAUUAAAAAAAAAAAGGAAAAAAAAUCAAAGGUUUUAUUACAAAUGGAUGUAGUGACAUUCGGAAUCAUAGUCGGAGUUAUAAUCCUCUUCUUCUGCAUCGUCUGCUUCAUCACCAUUGAAGGCACCUGCAAUCGCCGCUCUUCUUGACCUUUCCUUCCUUCACCCGCCUUCUUCUUGAUACUAUGUCGUUUUCAUGGAGAAGGAUCCUGGUUCUGUCUCUGCUUCUCGCUCUCUCUCUGGAUCUGUGCGUCUCGAUCGUGUCGUGUCAGUCAACGCCGGCGCGUGAGGAUCACGCACACCAUCAUCACGGCGGUGGAUGUGAUCACUCGCAUGGUCAUGACCAUCACCAUCACCAUCACCAUCAUCACCAUGAUGACCAUGAUCAUGGGGUGACUGCGGCGGCGAAGGAGGAGAGGAAGUUGCCGGAGGAGCUAGCGGAGGAGGAGGAUAUGAGAUUGUGCGGGUUCGGUCCCUGCGUGGGUCACAUUCCCGAAUCCAGCUCUCGUCUUUCGGGUUUUGCUCUAUGGUUCAAUGCAUUGGGAUGUUCUCUUUUGGUCAGCUUGGCUUCUCUCAUCUGCCUGAUUAUCCUUCCCUUCAUGUUUGUACAAGGAAAACCAUCGAAAUGGUUGGUCGAUGCUCUGGCUUUGUUCGGGGCAGGGGCUAUGUUGGGGGAUGCUUUUCUUCACCAGUUACCUCAUGCUUUUGGUGGUGGACACUCUCAUUCUCACGAUCACCACACGGACCAUGCUCAUCAUGAUCAUUCUCAUUUAGAUUCACACUCUUCACACUCACACUCACACUCACAUUCUCUAGAAGAUCUUUCUGUUGGGUUGUCUGUCCUCGGUGGGAUUUUGCUCUUUCUCCUUGUGGAGAAGUUGGUGCGAUAUGUCGAAGAAAACUCUUCAGGGUCCAAUGCUUGGGGCCACCACCAUCACCAUCACCAUCACCAUAAGAGCGACAAGAAGAAGAAAGACAAAACUCAUAACAAUUCAACUCAACAAUCUUCCUCUGGAACCACAACAAAGUCAUCAGAGAAAGUCUCUGACGGCUCUUUGGAUGGAUCUCUUCGUAAGAGGAAGACUUCCACUGGUGAUGCUACUGGUAAUUCAGAUUCAGGUGCAUUAGCUACUUCUGAUGGAAAGUUGGAGAAAACUGAACCGGUUCAGACACAUUCGAACCUUGUCUUUGGUUAUCUUAACCUGUUCUCUGAUGGUGUUCACAAUUUUACUGAUGGAAUGGCUUUGGGAAGUGCAUUUCUCAUCUAUGGAACGGUUGGUGGCUGGUCAAGAACCGUAUUUUUACUCGCCCACGAGCUUCCUCAGGAGAUAGGUGAUUUCGGGAUUCUAGUGAGAUCAGGCUUCACUGUUACAAAAGCACUCUUUUUCAACUUCCUAUCCGCACUCGUGGCACUGGCAGGAACUGCAAUGGUUUUGCUCUGGGGAAACGAACCGGGACAAUCGUCCUUGAUCGAGGGAUUUACGGCAGGAGGAUUCAUAUACAUAGCCGUUGCAGGUGUUCUUGCAGAGAUGAACAACACCUGCAAAUCAACCCUCAAGAACACCGCAUGCCAUCUCAUCUCCUUGGUUCUCGGCAUGUCUGUUGCCCUUUGUAUCUCCCUUUUUGAAUGAUCUUUAGAUUUUUUUUUUAAAUCUGUUUCAUCGAAUUGGAUUUUUGUUGUUUGGAUUUGAACGGUCCAUAUGGAGAUUAGUCAGUUUUAACGUUGCAAAAACCGAACAGAAGAAUGUUGAUCUUCAUUUACGGAAAUACCACUCUGGCGUUCAUGUUAUUA
Molecule: messenger RNA, 1862 nt
Organism: Tarenaya hassleriana
Lineage: Eukaryota; Viridiplantae; Streptophyta; Magnoliopsida; Brassicales; Cleomaceae
Product: IAA-alanine resistance protein 1
Exons: 11
Coding region: 256-1701 (481 amino acids)
Biological process (GO): zinc ion transmembrane transport; intracellular zinc ion homeostasis
Cellular component (GO): membrane
Molecular function (GO): zinc ion transmembrane transporter activity
Source: RefSeq, a predicted model, not a curated record